AUGACCAACUCCGGUAUUCCCAAGUUUCAAAACGCAGCUGUACGCGUCGGAGAUGGUGAUGACGCUAGGGCGCCGCUCAAGAAAAUCGAGGUUGACCUGCCUGGAUCCGACCAGAUCCUAGUCAAGAUCAAUUGGUCAAACUCUUCGCCUGAUCCCGAGACCAAAGGCAUUGCAGGGCAUGAAGGAGCUGGAGUCGUGGUCUCUGUCGGUGACAACAUGCAUCAAAAAUGGAAAGUAGGGGAUCGAGCUGGUGUCAAAUGGGUGCACAGUAUCUGUGGAGCAUGCGAAUUCUGUACUAAUGUUACCGUUCCUGGGACAUUCCAGCAAUAUGUCGUCGCUGAUGGUAACUAUACGAGCAGGCUUCCGGAAGGCGUUGAAGACGAAGAGGCCGGACCAAUCAUGUGUGCUGGGGUCACUGCGUAUACUGCCUGCAAACGAAGCUCGGUCCGACCAGGUCAGUGGAUCGUAAUUCAAGGAGCGGGUGGAGGCCUGGGUCAGUUCGCCGUACAGUAUGCUAAGGUCAUGAAGCGGGAACUCUGCCAAAGGUUGGGAGCUGAGGAAUUCGUGGACCGACAAUUGAGCGAGGACAUUCCGGCCGAAGUGAAGCGCAUUACCAAAUAUGGUGCACAGACGGUGUUAGUAUUGCCUCCAUCAAAAGAAGCAUACGCCUUAGCACCCAAUCUUGUCCGACCUGGCGGCACAGUCGUCGUCGUCGGCCUACCGCAUGAUGAGUCGGUGAUUGCAGGAGCAAGGCCCAAGCAAAUGGUGUUGGACCGCUUGAAUUUCGUUGGAAGUGUAACUGGAACGCUGAAAGAUGUCGAGGAAGCACUCGAUUUCACCGCGAGGGGGUUGGUUCACCCGAUCUUGACCAAAGGGACCCUUGCCGAGGUCGACAAAUACUUCGAAUUGAGGCAUCAAGGACAGUUGGCAGGCUGCGUGGUGCUGAAGGUCGCCUAG
Exophiala xenobiotica is the source of this 957-nucleotide messenger RNA. RefSeq lists its product as uncharacterized. Bases 1 to 957 code for a protein of 318 amino acids. NCBI's taxonomy places the organism in Eukaryota, Fungi, Ascomycota, Eurotiomycetes, Chaetothyriales, Herpotrichiellaceae. The transcript is spliced from 6 exons. Gene Ontology annotation, molecular function: oxidoreductase activity. The record is from RefSeq and is a predicted model, not a curated record.